AUGUCUGAUACAGAAGAAAAAAACAAUUCACCCGGAGAUAACGACGGUAAGGGUGAAGUGGACAUUAGUGUUGUGAGUUCGGGAAAUUUACGGAUUCCGCAGUUUUGGCCAAAUAAAAUAGAGCUUUGGUUUAGACUUUUAGAAGCGCAAUUCGCUACGUCGCGUAUUUCAAAAGACGAUACAAAAUUUAAUAUCACAAUUGCUAAUAUUGGUGAAAAAUACGUGGAACAAGUGGAGGACAUUAUUAUUUCACCUCCAGAUGAGAAGAAAUAUGAAUGUUUAAAAAAGGUAUUCAUAAAAAGACUCUCGGAUUCAGAUUCUUCGCGAGUGAGACGACUGCUGGAAAACGAAGAAAUUGGUGAUCGAAAACCGUCACAAUUUUUCCGCGAUUUAAAAAAACUCGCAACGACUUCCGGUCCGGAAGAAUUUAUUUUGACUUUAUGGAAAAAUCGUUUGCCGACAGAUAUCCAACGUGUUCUAGCCGCGUCUAAUAUCGCGGAUGUAAGCUCAUUAAUUGAUACCGCAGAUCACGUACAUGAAAUACCGCGGAAUGCGGGACGGAUUGCGGAAAUUAAAAAAGAUGACGAUUUUUCUAGUUGGAAGGACGAAAUUAAAAAAUUACGCGAAGAGAUUUCCGCGUUAUCCCUCGGACGCGAGCGGAACGAAAACCGCGCGCGGAACCGCAGUAAAAGUCGGAACCGCAGUUCCACUCCGGGACGAAAAAGUGAGUACAAAGAAGAUGGACGAUUUUGCUGGUACCAUUUUCGUUACAAAGAAAAAGCAACAAAGUGCCGUGAUCCAUGUGCGUGGAAAUCGGGAAACGAUCAAAACCGUCAAUAA
Leptopilina heterotoma is the source of this 840-nucleotide messenger RNA. RefSeq lists its product as uncharacterized. NCBI's taxonomy places the organism in Eukaryota, Metazoa, Arthropoda, Insecta, Hymenoptera, Figitidae. The transcript has a single exon. Bases 1 to 840 code for a protein of 279 amino acids. The record is from RefSeq and is a predicted model, not a curated record.